Molecule: messenger RNA, 3216 nt
Organism: Camponotus floridanus (Florida carpenter ant)
Lineage: Eukaryota; Metazoa; Arthropoda; Insecta; Hymenoptera; Formicidae
Exons: 10
Coding region: 16-2796 (926 amino acids)
Source: RefSeq, a predicted model, not a curated record
AGCGCGCUUGACGCGAUGUUACUAUGCAGUAUACUGCGUGCAGCGUUAUCCGCGUCUUUUGGGACCGUCGUGCAGAUUGCAAUCUUCUUACUGCAAAACUCCAAUAUCUCCAGAGUGCUCGCGUCCAUGCCGCCAGGAGCCGAAGACGAGAUUAUUCUGAUCGAACAUCUACCAGGGCGGCGGGUGCAUCUGCAAGAUUUCUUCUGGACCGGUCUAGAAGAUGCGCCGUCAUGGGUAGAUCCCAAUCAGGGUUUAACAUUUUACGAGACAAAGACGAUCGUUCAUACUGUCACAGUUUACACUCCGAGCGACGAGAAAGGUCCAUCAGACCCUAUAUCGCCUCAUCGUCCAGAUACUUACAAUCCGGAAUGUAUUACGUGCAUAGAACCGACACCUAGGUUGGACGAUGAUGACGAUCAGAGUAUCGGAGUUCUUAUCGGAGAUGAUCCAGGUCCAAGAUAUUGGUUGUUGACGGUUCUUCGACCAGGGGAGACUGUGCCACCUAAAGUCGAGCUUCGUUUAGCUCGCUUAUAUCGAGCCGCAUUUUCCAGACAACAACAACGUCACCUUGGUCUGCUAUCGACGGAUCCACGAUCUCGAAGAGACGCGUUAUUACGUGGCUUAGUUGGUCGAAAGAUUGUACCGGAACGUUUUGAAACUUCGUCUCAAGUAAAAGUUCGUCAAGAAGAAAUUUCUGUCAGUGCAACCAAAGCUCAAUUAUCCGAAUUAAUCCAUCAUAAUUCGAAUGAUACCAUCGAGAAUUCAUCGAUUCACGAAAAAACCGAAACGAGCGUUUCCAAUUUAACCGACAACAAAUUGUAUUUUCCAAACGUUUCGCAAAUCAAAUCCAUGAGGCUGAUAGAAAUUCCCAAGCCGAAGACGAUGUUGCUGCCGACAUUCGAAGUCGACGCGAUGGACGAUCGCGAGAAACCUACAAAAGAGUUUGCCUUGAAAAAGAUCGUCAAAACUUUAAAAGGAAAUACGAGAUCUUUACCUUCGGACGAUGAACCUAGAACUAUCGAUCCAACAUAUUCCGAUGAAACUGAUCAUUCCAGCGAGCAAGUCCCGCAGGAAUUGAUGCCGACAUCCACAGAUUCGAAAUCCAACAAUGACGUCGUCUCCAGAAACCGAUCGAGCGAUGAAGAGAGUGUAAGUAUGCGCUCGAGGUUGCGUUUAGCGGAUGGAUCAAUUCCGGGGGUCGUAAAAGUCAGAAUGCAGAAUACGAGUGUUAUCGAAGGCGGUGCAAUGAGAUUAAUUUAUUCGGUUCAUCUGGACGAUAAGCCCGUUCCCGCUGAAAUGGCUGCGAGAGACAUGGCACUUCUCUCGCCCCAGGAGGUGGCUCUGGAACUUGGCGCACCAGUGAUUAUUCAAAGCGAGCCUUAUUUGAAGGAGAGUCGACCUCUGGCUCUAUCGAGGAAAAGGGACGCCUGGUUGCUGAUCGGUGCAGCUAGCGCGGGUGUCGUUCUCCUAAUUUUGGUUCUCACUGGUUUAAUCUUGGCUGCCAAAAGAAAGAGAGCACAUAGUGCUGUCGUUGCGCCGCCAAACAAAAGUAUCCUGAAAAAGGAACGGGAAUAUACAACUACGACACCUGGUCUCGAUAACGCUGCGUUUUCAACGUCGGAAACCGAAAUUAAGACGGACGGUACCAGUCAGCGGCAAACUCCACGAACUUUGUCCAGAACUCCGAUCACCCCCGACACGCCCGAUAGUUUAGAACUGGGCAUUCACGAAGUUUCUAGCGACGACGACGAAGAACUGAAAAAGACUCGCGGUUCGACCCCUUGGGGUACUCAAGAACAUCCAGCUAAGAAAGCAAGAACAUCGCAUGCAAAAAUGAUAAGAACAAAUGCAAUGGACCAACCCAGGACACCGGAUUCGUUGGACACAGUGACCGACCACGUGGAGACAUUGGAAUCAUUGGAAAAUGGUUACGUAAAACGAGAGGAAUCUACCGCUUCACCGCGAUCUUACUUGUCAAUGCCAUCGUGCAAACAAUUUCCUAGCAUGCGUAGCGUGGAACCGCUGUCAAGAGUGCUAGAACCCGUCAUGGUCAGACACUUGGACAUCGAUUCUCCGGAAUUAGUACGCCGCGAUAGAGAUGGCAAUAUUGACGAUACAUUUCUUGCGAGAACAUCGAGUGCCUCGAAGGAUCCUGGAGCUGUAGGACCAAUUGUUUGGAAUCUUAGCAAGCAGUUGUUUUCGACAGAAGACUCAACUUGCCUAAAGGUAACGGUACGUCCGAAACGGAUGUCGAUGGAAUGUACCAUCUACCAUCGGGACCCGUGGGUCGCGCCAGGAGGAGACUCCACGAACUCCUGGAGGACUCAUUCAGUCUCUUCGGAAGUAGAGAUGUCAAGAUCAAAGAGCCGCAGCAGCCGCAAACGUCACAACCGUCGGCUUCCUUUGCACGUACGGCGGAUACAUUCGCGAUACUUUCGGAGACGAGAGGCAAAUCCGCCCACGUCAGGUACAUAUCCUUCCUCUACUUCUUGUUCUUCUUCUUCUCACAGUCCAGUAGCAACGCCAACGAUGGAAAUCAAAACACGACCACGUACAUCAUUACCACGUAGGGAUCUUGACGAGGAUAUUCCAGAGACAGGCCAGGCUGAAAUUCAUUCACGUAGUGCCUGGGGUUCAAGGCCGCUUAGCGCAGGUCCAUUCCAUAGACCGAAUUUACCGGAAGUGGAAACUAGACGUAUAUUGGCAGACAGCAGACUUCCACCGGAAGAUCCUGCGGUACCUUUAAUCGCGUCGAUCAAGAAGGAACUCGAAAAGUUUUCUCCUCAUCAUCAAUAAAAGGUAAACAGGGUGCGAUAGAUACUCUUGCUUAAAUACUCUCGCAAAGUGAUACGUCAAUUUUAAGAAUCAAAAGACGAAAAUAUGUAAAUAUUUGAUAAACUUUUGUCAGAAAAUUUUCUAACUCGACGUUGAACCUUUUUCAUCAUAAUGUGAAGUAAAAUCAUAUUUCGUACGUCAUAAUAAAUGCGCGAAUAUUUCGCAGAAGAUAAAUCAUUCUGUUUCAAUGCUAUAAAGAGCAAAAAUUGUGCCACUAAAUUUGGCUUAUUAACCAAUCACUGUAUAUAUAUCAUAUUGAACAAGUCACAUGUAGAAUAUAUAUAUGUAGAAUACAUUUGUAAUCUUGAUACAAUCAUAAAUAAUUAGUUUAAUUCAUAUAAAAAAUUUCAAAAGAUUAAUUCUUUUGUAACUGCGAUCCGU